Cornus florida is the source of this 1284-nucleotide messenger RNA. Its product is annotated as putative F-box protein At5g55150. The transcript has a single exon. The coding region runs from base 1 to 1284 and encodes 427 amino acids. Gene Ontology annotation, molecular function: protein binding. The record is from RefSeq and is a predicted model, not a curated record. Lineage: Eukaryota; Viridiplantae; Streptophyta; Magnoliopsida; Cornales; Cornaceae.
AUGGACUCAUUAUUGGAGUCAGAUUGGGCAUGCCUUCCGAAGCAUUUAUUAGAUACGAUUAUGGACAAAUUGGUUUCGCUUUCGGAUUAUGUUCGUUUUGGUGCAGUCUGUAAAGAAUGGCAUGAUGUUGUAAUGGAGAACAAAGUUGAAUUCUUUCAAAAGAAGUGUUGCAAGCAAGUUCCAUUCUUGAUGGUUCCUACGGAAGAUAAUAGCGAGAAAAGACGUAGCCUAUACAGCAUUACUCACAAUAAACUAUAUGAUUUUCAGUUAAGGGUACCUUACAAAAAGAGGCUUUCUGGUUCGUCACAUGGUUGGUUGUUUACCGUGGAAGAAUCAUUUGCCUUAACCUUAAUUAACCCGUUCUCUAGUGCUACAAUUGAGCUUCCUCCGAUUAUGGACCGCUUAGAAUUCGAACAUGUUGAAGAUGAUAUUGAGACCGACGGUGUUGAAGAUGAUAUUGAGACCGACGGUGUUGAAUAUGAUAUUGAGACUGACCCCGAAUACGACUAUGAUAUUGAGUCUGGCCCCGAAGAUGACUAUUACGGUGAUGAUUGUGUUGAGUUUGAAGUUAUGAAGGCUACAUUGUCGGUUGACCCUGCUUCAUCUCCUAACAACUAUAUUGUUAGUGCGAUCUAUGGUGAAUACAGAAGAUUGGCAUUCAUUCUACCCGGAGACAAAGCUUGGACUUACAUAGAUAAAGAGAAAUUUACCGCCAUCCAAGAUGUCAUAUAUUAUAAAGGCCAGAUUUUGGCAGCUGAUUAUUUCAGCGGACUCAUAAUGGUUGAUCUUAAUAGAAGGGUUGGGGAGAGUAACCUUCCCCAAGUGAAGGUAAUUGCACCAGGGACUCAUCAGGGCGGUCAAAGACGGAUGUAUCUCGUGGAAUCAUCUAGCGAGGAUUUGCUUCUUGUAGAAAGGUAUCUAAAAUAUGGAGAUGACUCACAUCAUGCAACUACAACCUUUAAAGUUUUCAAGAUGCUUUUAGAGCAACCUGAGAAGGGUAGCCCUAAGCAGGUUGAAGUGAAGAGCUUGGGUGGAGACACCCUUUUUUUGGGAGAUAACCAUUCAAUUUGUGUUCCAGCUUCCAAAUGGCCUGGAUGUCAGCCGAAUUCCAUAUACUAUACGGAUGAUUAUAUUGACAUUAGGUUCUAUCUCCCAUAUGGGCGCCGCGACAUUGGUAUCUUCGACAUAGAAAAUGGAAGCUUUGGGACGCAUUACAUUCUUGAUCCUUCACAUAAGCAUAUGCCACCCUCAAUUUGGAUUGUGCCAACUGUGUUGGGAAAUUGA